Molecule: messenger RNA, 1792 nt
Organism: Medioppia subpectinata
Lineage: Eukaryota; Metazoa; Arthropoda; Arachnida; Sarcoptiformes; Oppiidae
Source: the annotation of a GenBank genome assembly
AUGGCCGACGACGACAUGUUCCUCGACCAGGAGAGGCUCAAGAAGAUGAUAGCGUUGGGCAUCUAUGACGACAAUAUGGCCGGCAAAGUGAAGAACAUUAAGAACAAAGAUCUCGUCGAUAAGACACCGCAGGCCCGACCGCCGGACCCACCGAUGGACACCUCUUCGGGUCCGCCGAUGGGUAUGAGUCGCGGCGGCGGUCGAGGCGGAGGUCGCGGUCGACAAGAGUUUGGCCGCGACUUACAAACUGAUGGCAACGAAGGCUGGUCUCCAAUGGGCCGCCAGUUUAGGAGCGGUUUUACGGCAAACAGUGCCUACAAGUGGUCAGUUGUCGGCGAAGAUCGGCACAGAGGCAGAGGUAGAGGUCGAGGUCAGCACCGGUCGUAUAACCAGAUGGACGACAGAAGCUCUGGCGACGGAUACCGCGACGGCUUCAGAAACAGCAUCAGAGAUGGCAUUCAGGAUAAGAUCCAGAGGAAUGAAAGCGACCGACAGAUGAACAUCGAUCAGAUGCGCGAGAAGUACUCUUCCGGUAAUCAUACGAUUGAUACUGAUUUGCGGCCCAAACCGGACACCGACUUACGUCGUGCGGCCGACAGUAGGCGACAAACCGCUGAUAACUUAUCACUCAAUACUUUCGCAGACUUUGAUAAUGACGAAGACUUUAGAGGCGGUGGCGGCGAUCGCGGGGACAGGCGAUUCGAUCAUAAGCCUAUGCCUCGGCCGCCACUGGUGGACGAUCUCGACGACUUCAUUCAGAUGGCGAGCGCCAAACUCAAUGAAUCACUUUCGCCGCUCAAGAGGAAGAAUCGCUCAGAAGAGUCGGAUCCUGAUCUCGAUAGGAGUCGUCAGCGACAGUACGAACAGGAGAUGCGUCGCGGAGGGGGAGGACGUGGACGCGGCGGUGAUAGAGGUGGUGGUCGGGGCGGUGGACCGCCUCAACGCCGGCCCGAAGACCUCUUCCCCCAAAGACCCAAACGAACGGACGUUGAUUUUGAUCACAGAAAUGACAGAGACUUUGGGAACAAAGAGCCCCAAAAUGACUACAAUUCUCGUCCACCGAAGCCGUCGUUUGAACGGCCGAGACGUCUGUCGCCAAUAGAGCGGCGCUUAAGACCCGAACCGGAAGUGGCGGCUGACGUGCCCACAGAGGCUGAAGAGGACGUGUCCAGAGAUAUCGCAAUCUUAAGGCAAACUGUGGAAGAGUUGUCGAAAUCGAAUCUUUACUGUCACUAUUGUGACCAUUAUCUGAGUUCAACGAACGACAUCGACGCUCACUUGGGAUCACUCAUUCAUCAGCAAAAUAUGGCUAAAAAGGAAAUGCAAGACAACGCGAAGGUUGACAGCGAUGGGAGGUUUGGGGCCAACGAGAGAGCGGACACGAGUCGAACGGUUGUGGAUCGGGUGCCGACAGGAAUGGCCGCUUUGGUCCAAAUGAUUGACUCCCGGAAACAGAUUACACUUACAUCGUUGACUGAUAUGGACACUUACGCGAUUUGUUCUGAAAGUGAGGCCCUAUUGGCUAAAGAAUUGGCCAAAUUAUUGACCCAAGAGUUGCUUAACUAUAAGAUGAGUUCAAUGCCCGAUACGGUUAAAGAGGCUCUCAAAAACCAAGGCAUCGGUCUAUUGAAUACUAUGACAAAGUCUUGAACAUCGCAUCCAACAAAUCACUUCAUAUAUAAUUUAAUAUUUUAGACAAUUAUUAGUGGGAAAUGGUCUGAAAUUUUGUUCUUUAUGUUUACUGUACAGCAAAUCAUUUUAUAUAUUUUGAUUAAACACUAUUUCCAACUCA